AUGACGAAGGUGUCAAAGUUCGUGCGCAAACUCUUUCGUAAAGACGACGAAGGACUGCAACUUCGACUACGAAAAUCCGUGACCUUACGCAAAUGUCGACAAGUGGCGGCGCUGCUGGAGGCAGGUGCGUCGCCGGUUUGGAUAGCGGACGAGCCACACAUUAGUCGAAGAUCUCGGCGGCGGGACUGGGCUCCAUCUCAACUCAAUGCACUGUUGCUUGCCUGUCGCUACGGUGACGUAGAAAUACUCACCCUUUUGCUGAACGCAUUGUCCGAAGAGCCCCAAGUGGUCGCACACUUUAGUCGCGCAAUGUACUGCCUUGUUAUACGUCAUGACCACUGGAGAGCUUUUCAGCUACUCCAACAACGUCGAAUGCCUCUGGGCUCGGUGUCUUCUAGAUCGUCAACCGAUUCGACUGGUUCUGAAAAAUCUAUAGCGUCCACUCAGCCUCUGUUUGCUGCUGCGAUGGAGCAUUUCAGUUCCAAGUUGCCGAUGCCCAUUUUCGUGGCUGCAGAGCACGGUCGUCAUCAGAUCCUUAGUUGCCUGCUGGACCACUAUCCGCAUAACUGGGCCCACUACACGUUUGAAGGACAGUCGCUGCUGUCGGUGGCAACCAUCAAUGGGCAUUUUGAGUGCGUCAAAGUACUGUUGGAGCGAGACGUGGUUACUAGCAAAGGGGUAGACGCUGCUGUCGCUACAGCUCGUCGCCAUCGCCAAGCUCACGUCUUGGUACUGCUGACAAGUUAUCUUCCGGAGUUUGAGUUCGACCCGGAGCCUGUUUACAAAUAUGAGGGAGAAUCACUACCAAGCAACGAUAUUAACGAUAUGUUGUGCCAAAAGUUACAGUGGUCCAGUCAAACCACACGAGUUCGAGACCGUGGCUCGAUUGCAGAGACCGUGGCAAGUGAAUGUGAUGAUGAAAACAGACGCAGCAGUCUCCUGAGUAUUGGCUCGCCUAUCAACUACAACGAGGACAUGAAUCGAGCAGAAGAAAUGCGCAUUCGAGCUGAGAUGGAGCGCGAGCAGCGUCAGAUUGGUAUGAUGUGGUUCCUGGAUGGUCGUGAGCCGCCUACAUCUGCGCGUGAUAUUGCGCCUAACUCCAACAACAGCUACUUGAAUUCAAACCAGGAAAAUGACGCAUGGUAUGCAGUCAAGUCAGGUGAUAAGAACCGACAGCAACAAGAUGAUCUACUGGCAAGUGACGAAGAAGAAUUGAAGCACUCCUACGAUUUAAUGUUUUCAGUAUACGAAACUGAAGAAAACAGUAAAUUCGAGGAACUACCUUUAAUAUUCGAAGAAACCCACAAGCCUAUUGCAGCACCUCGGUCGUCAUCGAUAAUUAGAUCUAGCAGGUCCUAUAAGCUAAUAAGUGUCCGUAGCCGCGGGUUCCAACAUAAAGUGUUAACAGCUAUCGAAGAACAUCCUGCGGGAGAGACAGAAGCAUAG
Messenger RNA from Peronospora belbahrii, 1446 nucleotides. Lineage: Eukaryota; Oomycota; Peronosporomycetes; Peronosporales; Peronosporaceae. The record is from the annotation of a GenBank genome assembly.